AUGCCUUCUAUUCGACCGAGCUUCCUGGGUGGAACGCUCACACCGUUCCUCUACCCAGCAUUCGCUGAGUCAUCCUUUAUCACUGUCUCACGCAGAUGUCCGCUGCACAGGCGAUUUCCGCUACAGGCGCGAUGUAGUUCUACAGCCACCGGACCCUCAGAUUCUUCACGGCUCGACCCCACCCCGGAUGACUACUCUUUGACACCGUUCGCCGACCGAUGCAUUCUCACGCUCGAAGCUGGCGCCGGUGGGCAUGGCUGCGUAUCGUUUCUGCGUGAGAUGUACACGCCGGAGGGCCCAGCCAACGGCGGCGAUGGAGGGAGCGGAGGGAACGUAUACAUCCAGGCCGUGCGCGGUGAAACUUCGCUGCACAAGCUUGCCAGGAGACGUCUCAUCAAGGCGGGCAGAGGGCGCAACGGUCAGGGCAAAGUGAAGGGUGGCGAAAGAGGUGCAGAUGUCCUCAUCAAGGUGCCCAUAGGAACCAUUGUACGCGAAAUUCAACGACACGACCCCAUCGAGCUGCUCCUUGAAGAGGCAGAGAAGGCAGAAAUGCAGCGCGAACGGGCGGAAGCAGAUGGCGAAGCAGAGGAGGAGCAAGGCGGCUUCAAGAAGGACAAAUGGCUGGUCUAUCCCGGCACAGUACCCACGGAGCUCAACAGGAUGAAGUUCCCUCAACUGCCAAAGCCUCGAAGAUCACAUCUCGCCGCCCUCGAACCACAGUCGCCCAUUUGGCUUGACCUCGACAAGCACAUGGAGACGCCGAUGCUGCUUGCAGCCGGUGCCAUGGGCGGUCUCGGAAACCCCAACUUCAUGACACCCUUCAACAACAGGCCUAAGAUGGCGACAAGAGGAGAGGAAGGCCUCAAGAUCUCAGUCCAACUCGAACUGAAGAUCCUUGCAGAUCUGGGUCUUGUUGGACUGCCAAAUGCCGGAAAGAGCACCCUCCUUCGAGCUUUAAGCAACAGCCGCGCCCGAGUCGGAAACUGGGCCUUCACCACGCUUCAACCCAAUGUCGGCACUGUUGUUCUCGACAACCACAAAGGUCGUCCUUUAGUCGUGAAGCGCAACAAGCACGGCGAGCUCCGCGAGAGCUUCACCAUUGCCGACGUCCCCGGACUCAUUGAAGACGCGCAUCUCGACAAAGGCCUUGGUCUCGGCUUUUUACGCCACGUGGAGCGCGCCGCCGUCCUCGCCUUUGUCAUCGACCUGAACGCCGGUGAUGCCAUCAAAGCGCUCAAGCUCCUCUGGCGCGAAGUAUCCGAGUACGAAACCCUGCGCGGCAAGGAACUCAACGCCGAGACGGAGCGUAGAAUGGUCAUGUACCGGCCAGCCAACAGCGUCGAUCAUGCCUCCUCCUUCGAUACGCUCGACACACCCGACCUGGACCGCUCACUCGAGCCCCUGCCUUUCGUAGCCUCGGAGCCCAUCUCCGCGAAGCCGUGGUUCGUCGUCGCCACAAAGGCGGACCUAGACGGCACGCAGGCAAACUACGAAACGCUGCAGCAGUACCUCGACGACGUGAAGAGCGGCGCGCAGCCUCAUCCUAGUGGGCGUGAGAACGCGUGGAAGCGAGAUGUUUCCUCGAUCCCUAUCAGUGCCAUCAACGCCCAUGGCGUGGAGGCGAUACCGCAGAUAGUUAUGGACCUGCUGGACGAUUAG
Messenger RNA from Ascochyta rabiei, 1659 nucleotides. Its product is annotated as [Histone H3]-dimethyl-L-lysine(36) demethylase. The transcript has a single exon. The coding region runs from base 1 to 1659 and encodes 552 amino acids. NCBI's taxonomy places the organism in Eukaryota, Fungi, Ascomycota, Dothideomycetes, Pleosporales, Didymellaceae. Gene Ontology annotation, molecular function: GTPase activity; GTP binding. Gene Ontology annotation, cellular component: mitochondrion. The record is from RefSeq and is a predicted model, not a curated record.